This is a messenger RNA of Perognathus longimembris pacificus (Pacific pocket mouse), 945 nucleotides long. Its product is annotated as olfactory receptor 12D2-like. The coding region runs from base 1 to 945 and encodes 314 amino acids. Gene Ontology annotation, molecular function: olfactory receptor activity; G protein-coupled receptor activity. Lineage: Eukaryota; Metazoa; Chordata; Mammalia; Rodentia; Heteromyidae. The transcript has a single exon. Gene Ontology annotation, biological process: G protein-coupled receptor signaling pathway. The record is from RefSeq and is a predicted model, not a curated record. Gene Ontology annotation, cellular component: membrane.
AUGGCGAAUCUAACCUCAGUGACAGAAUUUAUCCUCCUUGGAGUAACAGAUGUACAUCAAUCACAGCCUUUUCUCUUUGUAAUUUUCCUCACCAUCUACUUUGUCAAUGUGGCUGGGAAUGGAGCCAUCCUGACAGUCGUCAUUUCUGAUUCAAGACUUCACUUACCUAUGUAUUUCUUCCUGGGAAAUCUGUCAUGUCUAGAUAUCUGCUACUCCACAGUGACACUGCCAAAAAUGCUGGAGAACUUAAUCUCUACAGACAAAGCCAUUUCUUUCUUGGGAUGCAUAAGCCAGCUCCAUUUCUUCCAUUUCUUUGGGAGCACAGAGGCCAUGUUGCUGGCUGUGAUGGCAUUUGACCGCUUCGUGGCUAUCUGCAAACCCCUUCAUUAUUCUGUCAUCAUGAAUCCUCGGCUCUGUGCCCUCAUGGCCCUCACUAUAUGGACCAUUGGCUUUUUCCAUGCCCUGAUGCACUCCUUAAUGACAUCUCACUUGAACUUCUGUGGUUCCAACCAUAUCCACCACUUCUUCUGUGAUGUGAAGCCAUUGCUGGAGCUGGCCUGUGGGAACACUGAGCUCAAUCAGUGGCUGCUCAAUACUGUCUCUGGGACUAUAGCUAUGGGUCCCUUCUUUCUCAUACUGCUUUCCUACUUCUACAUCAUUGCCCAUCUCUUCCUGAAGACUCACUCUUGCAGCAUGCUUCAAAAAGCAUUGUCCACAUGUGCCUCCCAUUUCACAGUAGUUUUUCUUUUCUAUGCUCCUGUUUUCUUCAUUUACCUCCGGCCUGCCUCAGGGAGCUCCCUGGACCAGGAGCGGGUCAUUGCCAUCAUGUACAGUGUGGUGACUCCUGCACUCAACCCACUGAUAUAUACUUUGAGGAAUAAGGAGGUGAAAGGUGCAUUGAAACGGAUAAGCAGAAAAAGCCUCCGACUUAAUAAAUUUAGUUAA